CUAUAGAACUAAAUAAUAGUUCUCUUAUUUUUGUUAGCCUUUCUUAAGUAUCUUAUUUUGGAAAUGGAAGAACAUUCUUGGAGAAAGCUCAGGCCUGUCAAAAAAGCCUUCCCAAGAGCUGAACAAGUUGAUGAGGCAACCCAUUUGUCAAACUUAGCAGUGCAGAAAAACGCCAGUGCCUUCUUCAAGAAAUAUGACCAAACUGAGUUGCAGGAAUUACUUACAACCAUGUCCUCUAGUUGGCUGGCUUCAAAAGAUGACAUACACUGUCCAAUAGAGCUUCCCAGUGGACUGGUGAGCCAGCUAAGAAACAUGAGUUCCCGGACUGCAAUUUUGCUAGCACCAGUGGUUUCAGAUAUACCCUUGGAUUGUAAAGAAGUCCAUCAGAUUUUGAGAGAAUUGGCUGUUGGAAUUUAUUGUUUAAACCAGAUACCUUCGAUCAGUUUAGAUGCUAAUUAUGAUCAAAGCACUUCUUGUCAGCUUCCUCCAGCUUACGUUGAUACCAGAAUUGGACAAAUUUUGAUCAGUGUUGAUUACAUGCUAAAAGCACUGUGGCAUGGGGCAUACAUACCCAAAGAGAAACGUGUCAGGUUUUGUAAGUUGUGGCGCUCUGAAAUGGACAUUGAUGCAGAUGGGAAACCUCAAACAGAUGGAAAUGUCUUUUCAGAGUUUUGCUCAGGAGGUCUAAUUGAUAUUUCUACUGAACAUGAUUUUGAGGGAAUCUAUGAUGAAAAUAUGAAUGAAGAUCCAACUUACAAUCCAAACAGUACAGAAGAAAAAAGUUUCUUCAUGCAACAUGCUGAUAAUAUAGUACUUAAAUUGACAUUUGGCAGUACACAAGUUGAGCAACGUGAACAUUUUUUUAGGUUUGAUGCAGUAUAUAGGCUCACCAAUGUUAUAAGAUCGACAGAGGACUAUUUAGAUACAGAAACAUAUCAGAGAUUGCAGCAGAGGUUAGCUCUUCACCAAAAGCUUCUGAAGAAACAGUUAGAAAAAAACAUUGCAAUCCACAGGAAUAUAGAAUACCUCAAGUUAAUGAGUUUUUUGAUUCCAUUUUUACUGGGGUUUAAAAAGAAGAUGGUAAUCCCAAAUUUAAGUAAACUUCUUCAGCCGUAUUCAAAUCACGAGCUUAAAACUGAAAGAGAAUUGCCACCGUUUUCUCUUGGACAACAUUUUAAAUGUCAGCAUUUUCAAUAUGCACAGAAUCAGUAUUUCCAUGCCCAUGGAGGAAUUGAAUUUGAUGUUGGUACUCCUUCGAUACAGGAUAUUUCAGAAGAGAUCAAGGUUUUAGUUUGCUCUCCUUUGUGUAAUGUAUGUGUGCAUGUCUUUACAGCUAAUAAGGCUGCCUAUGAAAAAAUACAACAUAGUGUAUCAAGCCAUAUGGCUCAGUUGUUUGAUAUGGAUAUGCAGUGUAGAGAACACUAUCCUAUUCCAAUCAUGGAAUUUGAUGGUAAGAGCUACUAUGUGAUCUGUGUUGAAUUUGAAGGGUUUUAUCAGCAGCUAUAUAAGACACCAUGGUGGGCAGCCAUAAAUGAAAGAAUAAGCACUCUUAAGCCUAAAAGAGUUGCCUUUACUGAUUUACAGACUCUUGAGCAAUUCAAAAAAAGAUUUGGUUACAAGGAAGCUAUUAAAUGCAAGAGCUUGCCAUAUGGUAUGAAAUCAGCUGCCAAGAGGGGACUAGCUGCUAUCUUCCUUACGUUUUGUCGUAAAGCAUCUACCUCCAGUUUCAGUGUUGUUGACGAAUCUGGUUUCGCCCUUCUUCACUAUGCUUCCAUGUACAACCGUGUUCCAAUUAUAUACCAGCUGAUUAAAUCCCAUGCGGAUAUCAAUCAGAGAUGCAUUGUUCACAUUAACCUUGGUCCUACUGCCUUACACUUAGCAGCUCAGUGUGGAUCCAUUGAAGCACUUAACUGUCUCCUUGCCAUGAAGGCAGAUUAUAAAGUGUCUGAUCAUCGAGGAUGGCUGGCUGUCCAUUCUGCUGCUUUCUAUGAUAACAUUGCUUGUGUCACAGUUCUCUGCAGAAAAGACCCUAAUCUACUAGAGACGGAAACAACAGCUGAGUAUCAAGUUACUCCGCUACUGCUCACUGCCAUAUCUGGAGCAUUAGACACACUUCAGUAUUUGUUUUCUCUUGGUGCCAACUGCAAAAAAACUGACAGUGAAGGAAACAAUGUAAUUCAUUUAGCAACGCUUUACUUUCACACAGAAAUUCUCAAGCAUCUGUUAGAGAGAAAUAAUCCAGAUCUUCCAGUUUGGAGUACUAUCAUAGGAAUGUUAAACUGUGAAGAUACGAGAAGGAGAGAAAUGGCUAUUAGGUCCUUGGAAGUACUUUGUUUAGCAAAAGAUUACUAUUGGAAGUGCCUUUUGGAUGCAGGCACUAUAUCCCCUAUAAUAAAUUUGUUGAAAAGCCAGGAUAUCAAGCUUGCAUGCAUAGCUUCAGGUGUUCUUAGUAACAUUUCAGUUCAUGAUGCUGUUUCCAAAGCUUUUGCAGAAGCUGGGGGCAUUUCUGUAUUGGUUGAUUUAUUGGGCUGUGGUGAACCUGAAUUGCAGUCUCGCUGUGCUGUUAUCUUAUAUGAUAUUGCUCAUUUGGACAAUUAUCAGAAUGUCAUUGCUGAGCUGGGUGGAAUCCCAUCUUUGGUAAAUCUUUUGGAAAGUGAAAUGGGUGAUUUGUUGGUAAAUGUAAUAAGUUGUAUCAGAGUGUUAUGUGUUCAGAACAAAAGUAAUCAAGAGAAAGUGAAGGAACAUGCGGGUAUUCCAUUACUUACUCAGUUUCUAACUUCACAUUCAGGUAAACUGCAGGCUGUAUCUUCUGCAGCUAUUGCAGAACUUGCUCGAGGGAAUAAAAAAGUGCAGGAUGCCAUUGCAAAUGCAGAGGCAAUUGAUCCUCUAGUUGAACUUCUAAAAAGAAGGAAUAUCAAUGUACAAAUAGAAGGUGCUAUGGCUGUAGAGGCACUAUGUGAAAACAACACUCGUGUGCAGAAGGCAUUCCUGGAGAAAUCAGUAACAAAGGAUCUGUUGAAGCUCUUAAAGGCAUUUCACUUGAAAGUUAAGGAACGGGGUGCAACAGCUUUGUGGGCAUUGGCAGGAAAAAGACUAAAGCAGCAAAAGUUCAUGGCAGAGCAGAUUGGGUAUAACUUAAUUACUGAUAUGCUUUUGUCACCAUCUGAUAAAAUGCAGCAUGUUGGAGGAGAAGCAGUUGUUGCUCUUUGCCAAGAAAGCAGACAUCAUCAAAAUCAAAUAUGUGAAGGGAAGGGAAUCAACCCUUUAGUCUGGUUGUUGCGAAAUGGAAAAAUAGCAGAGGGAACACUCCUGAAUGUCAUCAGAGCCCUGGGGACCAUGUGCAUUGGUGUGGCUCAUACAAGCAAUCCUGUCAGCCAGAAAAGCAUGUUGGAGGAACAGGCCUUACCAAUUCUAGUGCACAUGCUAAAACAUCACAGUUCACUCCAGAUAAAGGCUGAAGUUGCAUAUUCCUUGGCUUGUAUUGUUUUAAGAAACAGUAAGUUACAGGAGGUGUUACAAGAGGAAGAAGGUUUUGUUUAUUCUGAUGUUCUUAAACUUCUUCACGCACCAAAUAAGAAUAUUUGUUUACGAGCAGCAUAUGCUUUAGCCCUUUAUGCAUACAAUAACUGUGUCCAACAACUCCGGAUUCUGGAGAGUGGAGCAAUUACAAUAUCUGUGUUUGAACCUUUUCUGCAGUCAGAAAGUGAGACAGAUAAAGCAUUUGCAGCAUUUCAGAUUGUUAUAUUAGCCAGAGUUAUAGUGGAUGCUGAUCAGGUUACUUUGGCUGCUAGAGGUGUUACUACUUUAGUUGAACUGCUACAUUCUGAGAAUACAGCUACUCUUAUUCUUACAGGGAAGUUACUGGCCAGCUUGGCCCAUACAAGGGCAGGAAUUCCAGAAGCCAUUACUACAUUAGGAACUAUCCAGCGUCUUUGUUAUCAUCUGUACUCGGAUGACGAAGAGGUUUGUAUGGCCUCUGCAACUGCACUGGGAUACUUAACAUUUAACCAGACUGCGUACCGCCAUCUAUUAGUAGAGUGCAGGAACAAACCAAAGCAGUUCAGCCGUCUAAUGGAUUACCUCAGCAGAGAUGCCCAAAUAAACCAGAAUUUUGUAAAUGAGUUCCAACGAGAAAGACGAGUGGGACUGCCUUCUCUAAGUUUGAUGAUAAAUGGAGGACCACCUGCAGUUCCAACUUACUCUAGAGGUAUGUUAUUUCUUAGCUUUUUUUCAGAGAGGUUGCAGAGUGGUAGAGGAAGACAUCCCUGGACUAAAUGUCAACCCAAGGAUUCACUACUAUUAGUAUCUUCCCUUGCUCACUUAAGGGGAAAACUCAGAAGAGCAAACAUGUCCCAUAGACAAACUUCUAGAAUAUAUUCAUUUACAUAUGCAGUUUCAUCAGACAUCACAAAAGUUUCAAGACCAAGAAUUGUUAAUGUCAGUAAGAUUUCAGCCACUGCACCAGGAGAAAAGUUUAAGACCUGUGUCAAUGACGGAGUUGAAAAGCACUUAAUGUAA
Molecule: messenger RNA, 4518 nt
Organism: Dromaius novaehollandiae (emu)
Lineage: Eukaryota; Metazoa; Chordata; Aves; Casuariiformes; Dromaiidae
Gene: ANKAR
Product: ankyrin and armadillo repeat containing
Exons: 22
Coding region: 64-4518 (1484 amino acids)
Molecular function (GO): protein binding
Source: RefSeq, a predicted model, not a curated record